This is a messenger RNA of Haliotis rufescens (red abalone), 3054 nucleotides long. RefSeq names its product probable glycosyltransferase STELLO1. Bases 290 to 2545 code for a protein of 751 amino acids. The transcript is spliced from 5 exons. NCBI's taxonomy places the organism in Eukaryota, Metazoa, Mollusca, Gastropoda, Lepetellida, Haliotidae. The record is from RefSeq and is a predicted model, not a curated record.
AGGUCAUGUGGCAACUGUUGACUGUUGAUGCAUGACUCAUUUCGUUGGAUGUAUAUUGGAGAGGAUAACUUGGACCUGGAAAAGAACACUAAGCUGGUUGUCUUGGUUACUGCAACAAGCUUCGACUGGAAACGUCGACCCUUUGCUGUCCGACCUCGUGUUUCAUCGUACCUGAACGACCAUCAACCAACUGUAAUGCACGUGUAAUAAAAAGAUCACUAUCUAGAUAUUACGUGCAGUCGAAGAACCGAUUCCACUUUUCCGCGAAGUAUUAAGAAGCAGAGAGGACAUGUUAGCCACGAAGAGGAAACGGUUGUGGAUGGCACUGGUGGCUUUGUGUAUGACUUCAAUAUUGACAACGUUCCAACUGAGCUACAGAAAGUCCCCUCCAAACAACAUCCUGGAAAUGCCCACCUUGAGCCGGCACCUCAGAGGAUACAGCAAUUCUGGCGGUCACACAACGAACCGAUGGAUCGUGCUGGCCCUCGACUCUGUGUAUCAGACAGACGUGUCGUACCUUGAUGACGUCACAGGUUGGAACAUCGUCAUAUCAGGUUACCUGCCAAACCUGAACGGCUGCAGGAAACCAAAGUGCAUCUAUAUUCAUCCCGGAAAUAUCCAGACUCUACCGUUCACCUCAGUUAAGCAUGUGGGAGAAAAAGGCUACCCUCUGAAGAAUAUAGCCUACCUCUAUGCCAUGUCACAAUCAGCGGAGGUUAUCUACGAUUUGGAAUAUGGUGUCAAACCCAUCCUUCCAAUGAACAACUUCAUCUACAUUGACCACACUCAUGGCCUCAUCUACACCGGCAACACCACAUUCAACCACUACAGACAUUUUGGUCAACCGUAUUUGCAUCCCUUGGGAUUCCCGGAAUCUGUUAACGCGACACAAUCUAAACUGUUUGACCUGUGUUAUGUCCCUACACCUCCAAUACAACACGGCAUCAUUAGUGGUGAAACGCCUCUUUAUCAUGACCAGAGAGAAAAAAUAUUAAAAAUCAGCAGAGAAAAGACACUGGAUCUUCAGUUUGAUACAAUGGCACCUCCGGCAUUUGUUCCUCCGGGUAGAUUCUCUGCAGUCACAACCGGAAACACACUUUUUACUCGUAAAGCAUUCUGGUUAAUGCUACUUCCGUUUUCUGGAGAUUCAGUGUUGGAUGGUGUGGUACGAGGCUAUUUGUCUCAGAGGUUUCUGUGGGAAACUGGUGAUUAUACUGGCCAUAUGGGCGACACGGCGAGAAGUGAGAGCUAUAUUAACUUACAAAAUACAGAUAUAUCAGUAUCGAAUAAAAUCAAGAUGUUGUUAGACGAAUUAAAAAAGUGGAAUUGUGAUCCCAAUCAACCUUUACCAGGAUGUUUCGGAGAUCUGUACAGACAUAUCGUUGAAAAAAAAAUCUUAUCUGAAGCCAAUUUUGAAAUAAUGGAAUCGUGGAUACAGGAUUUAGAUAGAAUAAAUGUCCUUCCCGACUCGCAAAGAAUAGAUUUUAAGAAAGUUAAAUAUUCUGAAGGUCAGAACUGUACUAAGAUGCACUUUGCACCAAGUCAACACAAUCAUAAGAUAUAUAACCUGACGUCAAUGUCCGUGGUUGUACAGCUACCCUGGGAUAACAAGCCCAUCUGUCCUGAAGUGGAUGAAGUCAAAGAAGCGCUGAGAAGUAGAGCUCCCGCGAAGUACUUGUUCACAGAUGUGCUGCUUAUUGUGGUGAUAAACUACCCACAACUUUACAAAACCACCAGGACAGUGGAGAUCCUCUAUAGGAGAUACUUCCCCAAUUUACUCUUCUGUGGUCCGAGUAUGGAAUCGUUCCACAAGGACAGCAAUAGUGAGUUGUCCCAUGUGGAAGGCUUAACUGAAGGAUGGCAUUACAUGUAUGGCUGUAUUGCAUAUGCCAUGAAGAUGAACUACCGAGCGAAAGGCUAUCUUCAUAUUGGCGAUGACACGCUUCUGCAAAUUUGGAAUCUUCAUAAACUCCCGCGAGAUCACGUGUGGUUUAAUGAUGAACUACGAACCCUAAACAGGACUGUGCUUGACUCCCCCUGGCGGUGGUGGAUUGAACCAGAGGGGAGGAAGAACUGUGAACGCGUGUUGGACGAGCUUAAGGGCAUAUCUCAACAAGGGGGAGAGGGUGCAGAACUUGCUAACAUAUUCUACACCAAUUAUGUUAAGAACAGAGAAUCAUUGGAUAUGUUGUUCGGAUCUGCAUGUGACUUCUAUUAUGUACCCCAGAGACUGAGGGACAUGUAUGUGUUUCUGGUCUCACUUCUGAGGAAGCACAGGGUUAUUGUAGGGGUUGGAAUCCCCACAGUUCUACAGGGGAUGGACAGGCGUGAAAACGUCGAGUACAUUCCUGGAAAGUUGAUCUUUGGAGAAGAUAGGGGUAGAAUGCAGGAGGUAUUCAGAUCGGACGACUACUUCUUUCACCCUGUGAAAUUUGCACGUUGGUUAAAAUCUGACAAAGGAAGAACAUUUUUCUGUGAGAACCUCCAGCCUCUGUUUGAAGGAAGUGUUGGCUUCUCAACGAACAGAACUAAUACCUACUUUUAAUGCGCAAAUCAAUACCUCGACUGACUUCCCUGUGUACAGAAUCAAUCCACACUUGCAAUAUGCAUGUUAAAACCUCGAUUGCAGAUGUCGGAGAUUAACCUUGGUCGCCACUGCACAUUAUUGCUCUCUUCACUUUGUUCGUGAUCUGGACAAUGUAUAUGAGUAUCAACAAUGUAACCAAAUUAUUGAUAGCUUGUGUCUCUUUAUCUGGACUAACAUAUAGUGUAUGAAAUCUUUUAUUACGCAAUUCAAUUUUCUCCACUAUGUUUUCCUGAUGCUGACAUACAGAGUGGAAUAGAGCUGCAAAACAUUUUUUUAAUAAUCUUCUUGGUUUUGGUUUCAUAAAGGUACUCCUGCACCAUGACUGUGCAGGAAUAUCUUUUAUCAGUCACCAUCUAAUAUUCUGGUGAGGCCGGGUGUUUUGUUAGACACAGAUAACGAUUCCAGUCACUGGCUCAAGAUGUAUUUUCCUGAAUAAAUUGUCUGUGGUAAAAUGCUUGUUAUGAUUG